Molecule: messenger RNA, 1899 nt
Organism: Lathyrus sativus (Indian pea)
Lineage: Eukaryota; Viridiplantae; Streptophyta; Magnoliopsida; Fabales; Fabaceae
Source: the annotation of a GenBank genome assembly
AUGACGCCGUCUCAGGAAAAACGUCACCGUUCCAUCUUCGAACUUCCAUCAAACUACUUCGACUCUUGUCGUCUUCUCCCUUCUCCUCACUCCUCAGUUUCCGACCUCAACGCAAACCACGAAACCCUUCAUUCAACCUCAAACGACGCCGUCGUUUUGGGAACUAGGUUAACCUGCAAUACCUGUAAGGCUCAGUUCGAUUCUCUUCAAGACCAACGUUCCCACUUCAAAUCCGAUAUUCAUCGAUUCAAUGUUAAACUGACAAUUGCUGGGAAACAUAUUGUGAAAGAAGAAGAUUUUGAGGUUCUGACAUCUGAUUUUGUUAAAGACUAUGAUGUUUCAAGUAUAUCUGGUUCAGAAAGUGACACCGAUGACGAUAUUGAUAGUGAAAAUGAGUGUCGAGCGCGAAGUGAUGUGCGUGGUAAGUACGGUGAAAGCUUUAAACAGAAGCUAUUUGUCUGUCUUCAGACAGGGCAGAGAGUUUCGGUCUGGAAGUGUUUGAUUAUGAAUGUGAGCGAAAAUGUGUUGUAUGAGGAUGAACAAGUGCAGAGAAAUUUGGCUGAGAGGUUGAAAUCUCUGACUGUUGAGCCCAGGGAUAAUAGCAGGUUGAGGAUCGUUCUGCUUGCAUCUGGUGGGCACUUUGCGGGAUGUGUCUUUGAUGGUGAAACAGUUGUGGCUCACAAGACAUUUCACAGAUAUGUUGUGAGGGCCAAGGCUGGGAAAAAACAGUCUACAAAUGAUGCUUCUGGCAGGGCUGCACAUUCUGCUGGUGCUUCACUUCGUCGUUAUAAUGAACUUGCAUUAAAAAAGGAAGUUCACGAACUGCUUACUGCUUGGAGACCUUAUUUUGAUGCUUCUAUUUGCAUUUUUAUACACGCACCUUCAAGUAGUCGUCAACUACUUUAUGAUGGAGAAAAGCCAUGUUUUACUAAUCCGCAAUGUGCCAGAAAUAUUGCUAUGAUUGUCCGCAGGCCCACUCUCAGGGAAGCAAAACGUGUAUAUGGCCAGUUGACACUAGUAUCUUAUGAAGCAGAUGAGAAGGAAAUUUUACAAAGCGAUCAACAAGAAGCGGUGCCACCAAUUCGUAUUGCUAAAAGAACUGGUGCCACACCUGCCAGCAAAGUGGACAUGGCUGGAUUGGAUAAAAACAACAAAGCCGAAGCUUCUUCCAGUAACCAAAAUGAUGAACCUCUUAUUUCAAGUAACGACGAAAGUGAGAACGAGUUAUCUGGUAAGUCAACUCCUUUACAUCAAGCAGCACAAUCUGCUGACUCUCAAAAGGUUACGGAGCUCCUGGAACAAGGCUUGGAUCCAUGCAUCAAAGAUGAAAGGGGACGGACCCCGUAUAUGUUGGCACCUGACAAGGAAGUCAGGAACACUUUUAGAAGGUUUAUGGCUUCAAAUCCUGAUAAAUGGGAUUGGAAUGCUGCAAAAGUGCCUAGUGCAUUGACCAAAGAAAUGGAAGAAUCACAAGCUGCUAAACAGGCAGAAAAAGAUGCCAAGAGAAAAGCUAGAGCAAAAGAAUUGAAGAAAUUACGUAAGGCAAAAGAAAAGAAGGCCCAGGCUGAAGCUGCUGAAAAACAAAAGAUUGCUCCAACAUCAGCUACAGGACAAUCACAACCAAGAAGUGGCGUGAAAUUAUCAAAAGAGGAGGAACUAAAAAGAGCACAGGAUGAAGAAAGAGAAAAGAGAGCAGCUGCUGCUGAGAGAAGAAUGGCUGCCCUCAAAAUUCAAGCUAAUGGCACAUCAGAGGCUAAUAAAAGUGGAUUAGCUGGUGACAUAGUCUGUUCCUGUUGUAAUUCAUCGCUUGCUGGUAAAGUUCCCUUCCACCGGUAUAAUUACAAAUACUGCAGCACUUCAUGCAUGCAUGUGCACAGAGAGAUCCUAGAAGAUGGAUGA